Penicillium waksmanii is the source of this 1929-nucleotide messenger RNA. Its product is annotated as alkyl/aryl-sulfatase. The record is from RefSeq and is a predicted model, not a curated record. Gene Ontology annotation, molecular function: protein dimerization activity; linear primary-alkylsulfatase activity. Gene Ontology annotation, biological process: dodecyl sulfate metabolic process. The transcript is spliced from 2 exons. Lineage: Eukaryota; Fungi; Ascomycota; Eurotiomycetes; Eurotiales; Aspergillaceae. The coding region runs from base 1 to 1929 and encodes 642 amino acids.
AUGGCCCCUGUCGACAAUACAAAUUCCGCUUCUUUCUCGGACGGAGAAGAUUUUGAGAAUGCCUCCCGGGGAUUCAUUGAUUCUCUAAAGCCUUGCACUAUCCGCGCUCGUGACGGCAAUGUCGUAUGGGAUAAUGACCAAUAUUGCUUUCUCGAGGACAAAUGCCCUGGGACGGUCAAUCCAAGUCUCUGGCGACAGGCUCAACUUUGUUACAAGCAGGGGCUUUUUGAGGUUGCUAGAGGCAUCUAUCAAGUCAGGGGGUUUGAUCUUUCAAACAUGACCGUGGUAGAGGGCCAGCAAGGAGUCAUUGUGAUCGACCCACUUAUCUCGGCUGAAUGUGCCGCAGCAGCUCUAGCAUUAUAUCGCCAACAUCGUGGAAAUCGGAAGGUCACUGGUCUGAUAUAUUCACACUCACAUGCGGAUCAUUUUGGGGGUGCAGCGGGUGUGCUUCCAUCUUACGGUCACGCCAACGGAUCGCUUAGUAAUGAACCCGUGUCCAUUCCAAUUCUUGCACCUGAGCACUUUAUGGAUGAAGCCAUCAGCGAAAAUAUAUUCGCGGGACCAGCAAUGCGCAGACGCGCAGCGUUUAUGUUCGGCAAUCGCCUGGUUAAAGGCUCCCAAGGCCAGGUUAGCUCCGGGCUUGGCCUGACCAGUUCCAGUGGCACCACUGGGCUCAUCCCACCAAAUGUGGAUAUCAAACUGACAGGGGAGGAGCAUGUUUUGGAUGGAGUGAGAAUCGUGUUUCAAAUGGUUCCGGGCACAGAAGCACCAGCAGAGAUCAAUCUCUAUUUUCCAGAGCAACGGGCCCUCUGCAUCUCGGAAUGCGCUACUCAUUGUAUGCACAAUAUAGGUACACUCAGGGGCGCUCAAGUACGGGAUGCAAAGGCGUGGUCUAAAUACCUCGACGAAUCUUUGACACUGUUUGGAAAUAAAUCUGAUGUUUUGUUUGCAAGCCAUCAUUGGCCAACUUGGGGCCAGGAGAAGCUCGUUCGGCUCAUAUCAGAGCAGCGUGAUCUAUACGCCUACCUUCAUGACCAGACAUGCCGAAUGAUGAAUCUUGGGCUCACAGGAAUCCAAAUUGCAGAAAGGCUGGAGUUGCCUACGUCCCUUCAGAAGGCCUGGCAUAUCAAAGGAUAUUACGGCUCCCUUAGCCACAAUGUGAAAGCCAUAUACCAGCGCUACAUGACCUGGUUCGACGGCAAUGCGGCCCACCUGUGGCAGCAUCCACCUGAAAGUGAAGCAGCGCGAUAUGUUGACUGUAUGGGGGGCGUCGAAAAUGUUGUUAGAAAGGCCCUAGAGUAUCGUGACAACGGUGACCUCCGCUUUGCGGCCACUUUACUCGACCACGCGUUUUUCACGGAGCCUACACCCGCGGUGAGAGACGCCUCAGCAUCCGUAUUUGAGAGGCUAGGCUAUGGGGCAGAGAAUGCCAUAUGGCGCAAUUUCUAUCUUACCCGCGCUCAAGACAUCCGCAAUAAGGUCGAAUUCCAUCUUUCGAAGCCCGCAGAAGUGCAACCAAUAAAUCCAUUGCUCUCAGUGGCCGACUGGCUGGAUUGUAUUUCCAUCCAAUUGGAUGGCAGUCAGGUCAAUGGCGAGAAGAUCACCAUUGAAAUAUUAAUGCCUGAUGAGAAAUGUCGCUGGACAUUAUCCUUGAGCAAUGGCGCUUUAAUUUAUCGGGAACAGCCAAUUGAACAGGCAUCUCCUCUACGAGCAGAUUUAAUCCUGAAGUUGAACAAAGGCCAGCUGGCUGAUGUCCUUCAAGGCCGAGGGGGAUCUGAGAGUCCUAUCCAAGCUUCUAGGGUUCUUGUCUAUUGGGAUCAGAGGAAGACCAAGGUUAUAGAAGGAUAUGGAUCAUUUGGUGAUCUUCUGGUCGAUUAUACGAGCAAGGAAAUUAAUCACUAUGGAGCUCAGGCCACCUCAGACGAUUGA